GUUGACAACAAAACAUGGACCUUCAAUCCUCGUUAUGAGACAUCACGGUUUGUGAUGACACAUGCAGUCACAACCGUGCGGGCGGUCUUUCCCACGUAUUUAGAUCAUCGUGGGAAGAUAGAAAAGCCGCUUGCUCCUCUGUUUGGAAAUACACAAUUGUAAAAGUAACAUCACCAAAGUCAUUUGUCAGCAAAGGUUUCAUCUGAAGUGAAGAACAUCAGUGACAGUGUUGUAAAGGAUUAGCGGUGCCCACUUGCUUCCGGAACACCGCGUUAUGUUUUAUCUUGAAAACCGUUUUUAAGAAGAACAGUGACAUUUUGGAUAUUUAAGAUGCCAUUCAAGUGGAGACCGAAAAGGACUCGUCGUUAUGACAUAUCAUCGAAGAAUUCAUUCAUAGUUGGUGUGUACCUGUUGGAUAGUUCGUUCUUGGAAUGUACGUUGUCAUCUGAUAGCACAGGCCAGGAAUGCCUGGACAGCAUUGCACAGAGGAUUGACCUUGUGGAUACGCACUACUUCGGGCUGCGGUUCAUCACCAAGAAGCUCCAGUUCCAAUGGGUGGACCUCGGCAAGCCCCUGAAGAAACAGCUGGACAAGAUGGCGGAGGCUUCCCAUCAGCCUCCUUGUCUCUACUUCGGGGUCAUGUUCUAUGUGGCCGGUGCACACAAGAUCCCUGACGACACGGCCAGGUUCCACUACUACCUGCAGCUCAAGAACGACGUCAUCGAUGGCCGUGUGCCGACCAGCUAUGAACAAGCUCUGCGUCUGGCUACCUUCAGUCUACAAGCUGAAUAUGGAGACUAUGAUUAUGAACGUCAUACAGUGGAUUUCUUCAAAGACAACAAGAUCCAGCUGUUUCCGAAGACAAUGACAAAGAACGAACAGACCCUCCUGGAGCUGCUGAUGGAGGCCCUGAACAUGCAUUCUAGUCUCCAGGGUUACCACCCACUGAAGGCCGAGAUACAGUACGUAAAGGAGGUGCAGCUCAUGGACGGUUACGGAAUGGAAUACUACACUGCUAAAGAUGACCGGGGGAAGGAGUUGUACCUGGGCUCGUCUGUGACAGGUAUCUUUGCCCGCUACCUUGAUGGACAGGCUCCUAUCUUCUUCAGGUGGGGAGAAAUAGCCAAGUUGUCACAGAACAAGAAGAUGAUAGGAAUUGACACUUCCAAGAGUUCAGGCCAAUACCAGAUGGAGGACUCGGACAAUGCCAAGUAUUUCUCGCGUAUGGCACAGCUGCAGCUCAAGUUCUACAAGUCAAGCAAGAGCAACCUCAAUGGCAGCCUGACUGAUCUUCAUCUCGCUAGUAACGAACAUGAAGCAGCGAUUCAACCGGAUGUCCAGCAGGUCAUGCUGCCUCAGUCCGACUCCCAGGAACUGACAAACUCACAGACGUCCCUGGUGUACCUACAAGAACAAAGGUACUCCCAAGAGUUUCAGCAACAACAGCAGCAGCAUCAACAACAGCAGCAACAUCAGCAUCAAUCCCAGCAGCAGCUGACAUCAGCAGCAAUGAUGACUGAAGAUUACUACAACAACUCUCAGCAGAGUCUUGACAAAUCCAUGCCCGACGUCCAGCAGACGCCAAGAGCUGAGAGUGACCCUGGCAUCCAUGGUGGCAUGUAUGGUGGUCAGCAGACGCCGAUGCAACCAGCAGUGCAGACACCGGUGCCCCAAAAUAAUCCGAGAUCGGCCAUGUUGCCAGCUUACAGACCGGCUCCUACAUACGAGGCUGUCAUGAGACAUCGUGUUACUCAUCAACAGCAGCAACAGCAACAACAGCAACAUCAGCAGCAACAGCCUGAUGUGAGUGGUCAGACUCUGGGGAACUCUCAAAUCUACACCCAUCCCGAGGGUGUGGCUUACAGCCAGCCAGAGAUCAGACAGCAUGUGUCAUCGUACCCCAGUGAGACGCAGUAUGUUAAUGCUGCAGCAAUCAGAAACUACAGCCAUUCAAUCUAUGCAAACGUUUUCCAUGACGGACACAAUUAUUACGCUUACAGAUCGGCAGAGAGAGGUAACAACCUUGCUGUCCACCCAACUUACAGUUCCCCAGAACUAAACACACAAGGACUGCCUGAACAGUAUGCAGACAACCUGAUGAGUGAAUCUCUCGCCUACCAAUACCGUCCUCCUCCUCCCUACCCACGAGCCAGCAGUAGCACUCCAGACCUGGCUGUGCAGACAGGCAUCACUUCAGCCAAUCAGGCUCCGGAUCUCCUACCCCAGCAGAACUCUGGGAAAAGUACUCUCGCUGCUCAGUCACGAUUAGAUAAAAGUGUUGACAACCUGUCUGAAGUUGUUCCUGUGGCCAAGGAUGUUGGAAGAGUGAUUCAGAUUGAGCAAGACAAAGAGGACACUUCGAGUGAAAAUUCUUAUGCUACGUUUCAUGCCAAAGAGAGCGACAGCUCAGACAAUGAGAGUAUUAAGCGGGAGAGGGCAGGGUCAGAGAAGUCGAAGAUUCAGGUCUGUUUAGUGGCACCAAAGGAAGCCCCUCCGCCUUCCAAAUCCAAGGAGGUAGCAACUCUGAGAGAAAGUUUCCGACGGAUGAUGAUUGCGAGAUCGGGAUCAAUGAACAGUGGUAAGCAGAAGCCAGUGAUCCAUGUCACAUCUAAUGGCGGGAAGGACACUGAGGUGAAAUCCACAAACAUAGAAAGUAGUCUUCCACGAGUAGAGGAGCAGACGGACAAAAGUGUUCAGCAGACGUCACCUGUUGAGCAGCAGACAUCAGCUGACUCCCAGCUUGGCCUGAGGCCUCCCCCUCCUUAUAUAGCUCCCAGAGAGACUGGUAAAGGGCAGUCGGACAAUGUUUCCAAGAAGAGUGACAGUGAUGCUGAAAGUAUCCAGUGUCUGGACAUGACCAAGGUCAGUGAGGAGGCUGGCCAUAAGGUCACAGAGUCCUUGGACUCCACCAACUCCCAGCAGGACAACGAUGACGGGUCGGACAGCGAUAUCGGCUCUGUUGAUGAUGCUACAGUGAAGAGGGUUAACAUGGGGCCUCUCAAGGUUGCAGCAAUGAAUGGCCUAAGUCUGUCAAGACCAAUGGUGCUGGCUCUCAUGAACGAUGAAAGCAGAGCUCCUAAAGACGAGAGGCGCAAGAUUCUAGAGAGUAAGAUCUCUGAGGGACAAGUGUUUGUGGAGUUUGAGGAGGUCCCCAAGAAAGCCCCAAGUCAGGAGUUUGCCAUUGCCAAACUUGCCACCAACGAAUCAAGGAACAGAUUCAAAGAUGUGCUCCCCUAUGAUGCCACAAGGGUGAAGUUGUCUCCAAGGAAAGACAACCAAUCGGGAUAUGUCAAUGCAUCUCACGUAAAGCUCGAAGCAGAAAACAAUGACUGGUGGUUCAUCGCGACACAGGCCCCACUGGAGAACACGGUCGCCGACUUCUGGCAAAUGGUGUGGGAGCAGGAUGUGAACGUCAUCGCCAUGUUGACUGCACUGACGGAACUUGGGAAGAACAAGUGUUAUCCUUACUGGCCUCAAGAAGCAGGAACAGAUACCAAGCAGGUGUUUGGUGAUUUCGAGGUGACUCUCGAGUUCACGGACAACUCCUUGUGCUAUGUGACAAGCCGCAUCGUGGUGCGGCAUCUGCCCAGCUCCAAGGAGCGGAUGAUAUGGCACCUGCAGUACACGGACUGGCCGGACCACGGUUGCCCAGAAGAUGUCUAUGGGUUUCUAGGAUUUCUUGAUGAGAUUGAAUCUGUGCGCCGCUUGGCUGAGAGUGAGGAGGGGAGUGGGAAGAAGGCCCCCGUGAUCGUCCACUGCAGCGCUGGCGUCGGCAGGACUGGCGUUGUCAUCCUCACCAUGGUGAUGAAGUGGUGCCUGGAACACAACCACAGCGUUGACCUGCCGAAGGCCCUGGAGGGGAUCCGCAAGCAGCGAAUGUACAUGGUGCAGACACUGGGACAGUACCAGUUCAUCCACAAAACACUCAUCCAGUACCUCAAGAACACAAGGCUCAUCUAGGGCUCCCCACACAUAUUGCUUUCACAAAACCCGCUUUCAAAAUUCUGCACACAAUAUUACCAUGGAUGUUGAGACUGUGCAGAAUAAUGACAGUUUGAGAUUAACAAGCUUGUGACCCAAGACCAAGAAUGAUAGGUGUUCUUAUAGUCAUAUAUAUUUUACCAUUGUUGUGAUCUUUCUUGUAGGUAUUCAAAUUGAAGCUUUAAAUAUUUCAUUGAUGAUGCAUUGUCAUCACUUGCAAGGACCAGCAUGGAGAAAAUUCUCAUUCACAUUUCCAGUACCGUAUUCGACGUAAUAAGUGUCCAGGGCGUUCUUAAAAUUAGAAAUAGGGGGCUCUUAUUAGAAUAUUAUUUUGGUGAAAAAAAUAGAGUUGAAAGAUAAAUUUGUAUGAAGUGUUUAUGUA
Haliotis rufescens (red abalone) is the source of this 4363-nucleotide messenger RNA. Its product is annotated as tyrosine-protein phosphatase non-receptor type 21-like. Gene Ontology annotation, molecular function: protein tyrosine phosphatase activity. Gene Ontology annotation, cellular component: cytoskeleton. The transcript has 19 exons. NCBI's taxonomy places the organism in Eukaryota, Metazoa, Mollusca, Gastropoda, Lepetellida, Haliotidae. The record is from RefSeq and is a predicted model, not a curated record. The coding region runs from base 331 to 3960 and encodes 1209 amino acids. Gene Ontology annotation, biological process: protein dephosphorylation.